Closterium sp. Naga37s-1 is the source of this 2043-nucleotide messenger RNA. The record is from the annotation of a GenBank genome assembly. Lineage: Eukaryota; Viridiplantae; Streptophyta; Zygnematophyceae; Desmidiales; Closteriaceae.
AUGGAGGGCGGGCACCCUCGCCCGCUAUGCACUCAUGACCGCCUGCCUGCACCCUCACCUCCCCACCCCCUCAUCCCCCAUCUUCCCAUGGCCAAGCGAGCAGCGAGUGCGGCCAUAUGGGGAGUCACCCUCGCGUGCUACGCCGCCAUGCUCGCCCUGCCUCGCCGCCUCUCCGGCUACAUCGUCUUCCUCACCGCCUUCGCCUUCCUCAUCUUCUGGUCUGCCCCCUCCCAUCCACUCCAUGCGCCCCUCCCAUGCGCCCCUCCCAUGCGCCCCUCCCAUGCGCCCCUCCCAUGCGCCCCUCCCAUGCGCCCAUCCCAUGCGCCCCAGCUGCGCCCCUUUUGUGUUUAUCUCAUUGUUUCACUCCUCUGCUGCACCUCACGCCCUGCUCUCCCCCCUUGUCCCGCUGCAUUUGUGUUUCUCUCAUCCAUCUCAACUCCUUCCCUCCUUUUCCUGCUCCAUAUUCCCUCCCCAAUGCUUCACCGCCUCAUGCUUUCAUGCUCCCAUCCCUCGUCCCCCAUACCCCCCAUGCCCCCAUGUCCUCAUACCCCUCCUCCCACCAGCCAUGCCACGAGUCUAGAUGCGAGUGCAUGGAGGCGGGGCGACAUAGACUUCACGGGAACACUCAUGAUCGUCACUCUCAAGCUCGUUGGGGCCGCCAUGGACUGCCAGGACGGCAGCAACGGGCAGGACGGCAGGGGGCAGCAGGACGGCAAGGGGCAGCAGGACGGCAAGGGGCAGCAGGACGGCAGGGGGCAGCAGGACGGCAGGGGGGAGCAGGAUGGCAAGGAGAAACAGGACGGCAGCCCACCGCGCGCCAGCAGAGCCUCCCCCAGCGCGCUCCCCCGCGUGCCCCCUCUGCUGCCGUUCCUGGGGUUUGUCUUCUUCCCCGCCGCCCUGCUCGUGGGGCCGCCCUUCCCCUUCGCCGCUUACCAAGACUACAUUGAGGGGCGCGGGGGGGAGAGGGAUGGGAGGGAUGAAAGUGGUGUGAGCGUGAGAGGGGCAGGAGGGGUGAGAGGGGUGGGAGGGGUGAGAGGGGUGAGAGGGGUGAGAGGGAUGGAAGGGGUGAGAGGGGUGGGUGGGAGGGGUGGGAGGGUUGGGAGGGGUGCGGAGGGGUGCGGAGGAGGUGAGGUCUCCACUCCCUUUUCAUACCAUGCUAUCAAACCACAACAGUCUUCAUCACAACACCUCAGCACCCGCUUUCAGCCUCCAUCAUCUCUCCCCCCUCCCCAUUCCCCCUCUCCAUUCCCCCCGUCUAUUCCCCUCCCUCCAUUUCUCCAAACCUCCCCUCUGUCCCCCCUCGCCCCCCCACUGGCAGCACUGGUCCGCUCUCUACCCUCACAAGCACCCACCCGCACCAGCCAGCCCUGCCUUCCCUCCGCGUGUGCUGCCAGCGUGCCGCGCGCUGCUCAAGGCGCUGCUGUGCCUCGCCGUCUACCACUCGCUCUCCCUCCUCCUCCCCCCCUCCGCGCUCACCCAACCCGCCUUCUUCGCGCGCCCCUUCCUCAUCCGGUGAGCUGCCCCUCCCCCUGCCCCUCCCCCUGCCCCUCCCCCUGCCCCUCCCCCUGCCCCUCCCCCUGCCCCUCCGCCUGCCCCUCCCCCUGCCCCUCCCCCUGCCCCUCUCCACCCACGCUGUGCUUCACUGCACUCACCUCACCUCUCACUCGCCUUGCUCUUCUCUCCCCCCACCACGCACGUGGGUGGAUGCACGUGGUGCUGUCGCUUACUGCUGGAUGUUCUACUACAUCUGGGCCCCUCUCUUCACAAUAUCAACUACCCCCCACCCACUCCUCACACCAGGCCAGGUGCGGGCAGGUGGCACUCACCCUGCUGGCCUAUCGCUGGAUGUUCUACUUCAUCUGGGCCGUCGCUGAGUGCGCCCUCAUCCUCUCCGCCUUUGGCUUCUCGGGCUUUAAGGCGGUAUCCACCAGCCGUGGGGCGGGUGAUCGGGAGGGGAAGGAUGGGGAGGGGAGGGAAGGAGAAGGCGGGCAGAAGCAGCAGCGGCUGGAAGCAGACUGGUUAGUCGGUUGCACAUUGGCUUGA